This is a messenger RNA of Octodon degus (degu), 2410 nucleotides long. RefSeq names its product NADH:ubiquinone oxidoreductase core subunit S1 (gene Ndufs1). The coding region runs from base 92 to 2152 and encodes 686 amino acids. Gene Ontology annotation, biological process: ATP synthesis coupled electron transport. Gene Ontology annotation, molecular function: iron-sulfur cluster binding; NADH dehydrogenase (ubiquinone) activity. The transcript has 17 exons. Lineage: Eukaryota; Metazoa; Chordata; Mammalia; Rodentia; Octodontidae. Gene Ontology annotation, cellular component: membrane. The record is from RefSeq and is a predicted model, not a curated record.
GUCUUUCAUGUUAUUUUAUUAAUGGUCAGUUCGAACAACUGCCACCGCAGCCAGCAACUUGAUUGAAGUAUUUGUUGAUGGUCAGUCUGUCAUGGUGGAACCUGGAACUACUGUCCUCCAAGCUUGUGAGAAGGUUGGCAUGCAGAUCCCUCGGUUCUGUUAUCAUGAAAGGCUGUCGGUUGCUGGAAACUGCAGGAUGUGCCUCGUUGAAAUUGAGAAGGCACCUAAGGUUGUAGCUGCUUGUGCUAUGCCCGUGAUGAAAGGUUGGAAUAUCCUCACAAACUCAGAAAAAUCUAAGAAAGCCAGAGAAGGUGUGAUGGAGUUUUUACUAGCAAAUCACCCAUUGGAUUGUCCUAUUUGUGACCAGGGAGGUGAAUGUGAUCUGCAGGACCAGUCCAUGAUGUUUGGAAGUGAUAGAAGCCGAUUUUUAGAGGGGAAACGUGCUGUGGAGGAUAAGAACAUUGGCCCAUUGGUAAAGACCAUCAUGACUAGAUGCAUACAGUGUACUCGAUGUAUCAGGUUUGCAAGUGAGAUUGCAGGAGUGGAUGAUUUGGGAACAACAGGCAGAGGAAAUGAUAUGCAAGUUGGCACAUACAUUGAAAAAAUGUUCAUGUCUGAAUUAUCUGGGAAUGUUAUUGAUAUCUGUCCUGUAGGUGCCCUAACCUCUAAGCCGUAUGCCUUUACUGCUCGCCCAUGGGAGACAAGAAAGACAGAGUCCAUUGAUGUAAUGGAUGCAGUUGGAAGUAAUAUUGUGGUCAGCACGAGAACGGGAGAGGUGAUGAGGAUCUUGCCACGGAUGCAUGAGGACAUCAAUGAAGAGUGGAUUUCUGAUAAAACUAGAUUUGCCUAUGAUGGCUUGAAACGUCAGAGACUCACAGAGCCAAUGGUCAGAAAUGAAAAGGGGCUUUUAACCUACACCUCGUGGGAGGAUGCACUAUCUCGUGUAGCUGGAAUGCUGCAGAGUUUUCAAGGCAAGGAUGUGGCAGCAAUUGUAGGUGGCCUAGUGGACGCUGAAGCCCUGGUAGCCCUGAAGGAUCUGCUUAAUCGAGUGGACUCUGACACCCUGUGCACAGAGGAGGUCUUCCCUACCACGGGUGCUGGAACAGAUUUGCGCUCCAAUUAUCUCCUUAAUACUACAAUUGCUGGAGUGGAAGAGGCAGAUGUUGUCCUUCUGGUUGGUACAAAUCCACGUUUUGAGGCACCACUAUUUAAUGCUAGAAUUCGAAAGAGUUGGCUUCAUAACGACUUACAAGUGGCCCUGAUAGGCAGUCCAGUGGACCUCACUUACAGAUAUGACCACCUGGGCGAGUCUGCCAAAGUUCUACAAGACAUUGCUUCGGAAAGCCAUCCAUUCAGCCAGGUAUUGAAAGCAGCUCAAAAACCAAUGGUGGUUUUAGGCAGUUCUGCUCUCCAAAGAAGUGAUGGAGCAGCAAUUCUUGCGGCUGUUUCUAGCAUCGCACAGAAGGUCCGGGUGACUAGUGGUGUGACUGGUGAUUGGAAAGUUAUGAAUAUACUGCACAGGGUUGCGAGCCAGGUAGCUGCUUUGGACCUUGGAUAUAAGCCUGGGGUGGAAGCAAUUCGAAAGAACCCCCCCAAAGUGCUGUUCCUCCUAGGAGCAGAUGGCGGUUGUAUCACGCGACAGGAUUUGCCAAAGGAUUGUUUUAUUAUUUAUCAAGGGCAUCAUGGUGAUGUGGGAGCUCCCAUAGCUGAUGUUAUUCUCCCAGGAGCAGCUUACACAGAGAAGUCAGGUACUUAUGUUAAUACUGAGGGCAGAGCUCAGCAAACCAAAGUAGCAGUGACACCUCCCGGCUUGGCAAGAGAAGACUGGAAAAUUAUACGAGCCCUCUCUGAGAUUGCAGGUAUUACUCUCCCAUAUGAUACUCUGGAUGAAGUGAGGAACAGAUUGGAACAAGUCUCCCCUAAUCUUGUUCGAUAUGAUGAUGUUGAAGGAGCGAAUUACUUUCAGCAAGCAAGUGAGCUCUCCAAGUUAGUGAACCAGCAGCUUCUUGCUGACCCACUUGUCCCACCUCAGCUGACCAUAAAAGACUUCUAUAUGACAGAUUCCAUCAGCAGAGCUUCACAGACAAUGGCCAAGUGUGUCAAGGCUGUCACAGAGGGUGCCCAGGCAGUGGAGGAGCCGUCCAUAUGCUAAGGCAGCUACCAGUCUGACUUUGCUGCAGAUAGUAAUGGACAUGUACAGUGAAGAAAUUACUUAGACAUUUAAUUCUUUAAAUAAAUAUGAAGACAGUAAUAUUUAAAGUUAUACCAUGCUUAUCUGAAAGUGGUAUUUCAGGUAUCAAACAGGUUAGCAAUUUCAGGUUAAUAUGUUGUGUGUGUUAACUACACAUUUGCUGUUUCAUGUAAAAGCAUCAGCAAUCUUUGACAAAUACAAAGAAUAUCUUUAAACUGA